Molecule: messenger RNA, 2208 nt
Organism: Brassica rapa (field mustard)
Lineage: Eukaryota; Viridiplantae; Streptophyta; Magnoliopsida; Brassicales; Brassicaceae
Product: protein CELLULOSE SYNTHASE INTERACTIVE 3
Molecular function (GO): protein binding
Source: RefSeq, a predicted model, not a curated record
AACAAAAAAAAAGAUUGAAUGAUAAUUAUAUUGCGAUUCUGAAUCUUCUUAAAGGUCGGCUUCUUCUUUGUGGUUGAUGUUUAUAAUAGUCACAAUAUAAAAAAGAGAGAGAGAGAGAGAGAGCGAGAGAGCUAAAGUGAUGACUAAUAAAAAAAAGUAGUGAUCUCAAACUCAGUUUUGCUUUUCUUUUACCAAAGUUAUUGCUUUUACUCACCGAUACAAGACAAUUCUGUAAUUCAGAAAAGUUCCAAGUUGUGUUUCUCAAUGGAUGCAUCAUUUCUCAAAGUCAACUGCUAAAAACCCAACAAGGCAAACUGUCACUUGAGAGUUUCAGAUGAGGUCAAAUUAAAACCCAAAGGGACAACAAAGCUUUGAUUUGUAUUCAAAUGGGAACGAUGGCAGAAUUAGGAAGCAUGGGAAAGUUUGAAGAGCAGCAACAGGCUAAUCAGAUAGUCUUAUACAGAGAAUCAGCAGAAGAAUGGCUAUCCCACGUCCAUUCUCUCAUACCGUCCGUCCUCCACAAAGCCAAAACGGUUCCCAAUUUCACAGGAAGAUGGAAGACCAUCAUCUCCAAGAUCCAACAGAUCCCAGGCUGCUUAUCCGACCUCUCAAGCCACCCUUGUUUCUCCAAGAACAAGCUCUGCAAGGAGCAGUUGCAAUCCGUGGCUAAGACACUCAACGAAGCCAAGGAGCUCGCCGAGUUGUGUUCAACCGACAAGUAUGAAGGGAAGCUGCGUAUGCAGAGCGAUCUCGACGCUUUGUCAGGAAAACUGGAUUUGAAUCUAAGAGACUGCAUGGUUUUGAUCAAGACGGGAGUUCUAGGCGAAGCUACGUUGCCUCUAUACAUCUCAAGCUCAUCGGAAACGCCCAAAAUAUCAAGUCUAAAGGAACUCUUGGCGAGGCUUCAGAUAGGUCACUUGGAAUCAAAACACAACGCACUGGAAAACCUGAUUCGCGUGAUGGAAGAAGACGAGAAGAUGGUGAUGCCUUUGAUGGGAAGAGGCAACGUGGCAGCUUUGGUUCAGCUGUUAACAGGUUGCACAAGAAUCAGAGAAAAGGCGGUGACUCUGAUCAGCGUACUAGCGGAAUCAGGACACUGCGACGAGUGGCUCGUCUCCGAAGGCGUGCUGCCUCCUCUGGUGAGGCUACUCGAAUCAGGAAGCCUCGAAGCCAAGGAGAAAGCUGCGAUCGCGAUCCAGAGACUGUCGAUAACAGAGGAAAACGCGCGGGAAAUCGCAGGGCAAGGAGGAAUCACGCCGCUGAUCGAGCUCUGCAAAACGGGGGACUCGGUGUCGCAAGCGGCUUCAGCAGCUGCGCUGAAGAACGUAUCGGGAGUGGCGGAGCUGAGGCAGUUGCUGGGGGAAGAAGGGAUGGUGAGAGUGUCGAUACAUCUUCUAAACAAUGGGAUACUGUUGGGAUGCAGAGAGCACAUGGCUCAGUGUUUGCAGAAUCUCUCUGCAGCGAGCGAAUCUCUACGCGAAGAAAUUGUUUCGGAAGGCGGAGUCCCGAGCCUCUUGGCUUACAUCGACGGCCCUCUGCCGCAAGAACCGGCGGUUACGGCGCUGAGAAAUCUAAUCCCGUCGGUAAACACGGAGACGUGGGUGGCUCUCAACUUGCUCCCACGAUUAGCGCACGUGCUAAUGUCAGGAUCGUUAGGCGCGCAACAAGCAGCGGCGUCUGCGAUCUGUCGAUUCGGUAGCUCACCGGAGGCGAAGAGGCUAGUGGGAGAGUCAGGGUGCGUUCCGGCGAUGGUGAAGCUUCUGGAAUCGAAAUCAAACGGGUGUAGAGAAGCGGCGGCUCAAGCGAUUGCCGGAUUGGUGACGGAGGGGAGAGUAAGAAGGGAGUUGAGGAAAGACGGGAAGAGCGUGACGAAUCUGGUGAUGCUGCUGGAUUCGAACCCUGGAAACACAGCCAAAAAGUACGCCGUGGCGGGGCUAUUGGGAUUGGCGGGGAGCGAGAAGAGUAAGAAAGUGAUGGUCUCGUACGGAGCCAUCGGGUAUCUGAAGAAGCUCUCGGAAAUGGAAGUGAUGGGCGCUGAUAAACUUCUCGAGAAGCUUGAGAGAGGAAAGCUCAGAAGCUUCUUUCACCGCCGGUAAAACACAAACGAAGUGAUGUAACGUUUAUAUAACCGUUUAAGUAUGACUUGGAACACUAUUAAAAAGCCCGUUGGGCUUUAACUCUCUUAAGCUGAUAAAUAUAUUGGGCUAU